AUGUCAACCUCGGAUACCGAUACCAAUAGAGCUGAAAGCAAUGAUACCUCCAACCAACCAAGCAUUGAACCUAUCUACGGCAUACGCGAGUCCACACAGCACCAUGCAGAUAAUACCCGUCGCGUAGAUGCUACACAGCGCACAGAAAUCUACACUGAUAACCCGGGCCAUGCGAGUCGUCUUACAGACGAGGAACGGCAGAGACUAGAGGAACUCGCAGGAGACUCGAGCGGGGGUGCGAUCUUCGUUACGUAUGAUCUAGUGCACAGAAUAGAUACGCGCAUGGCGGAUGGGACCCGUCGCACGGAUGAGGCUUUGAUGCAGUACUUGUUUCAGGAUGAUAUAUGGGAGGCUGUUGAUAGUGGUGAUACCAAUGGCACAGAAACACGAAGGGAGAAUAGAAACGGGAAUGGCAAUGGAAGACAAGAUGACAGCGAAUUGAAGCUGCCGAAUGGAACUGGGGAGAGUCAUGAAGAGGGACUGAAGCAACAGAGGGACGGUUAA
Molecule: messenger RNA, 504 nt
Organism: Penicillium griseofulvum
Lineage: Eukaryota; Fungi; Ascomycota; Eurotiomycetes; Eurotiales; Aspergillaceae
Exons: 1
Coding region: 1-504 (167 amino acids)
Source: RefSeq, a predicted model, not a curated record